Molecule: messenger RNA, 603 nt
Organism: Microthlaspi erraticum
Lineage: Eukaryota; Viridiplantae; Streptophyta; Magnoliopsida; Brassicales; Brassicaceae
Source: the annotation of a GenBank genome assembly
AUGGCUGAUCAAGGAUUGGAAGGAAGCAAUCCAGUGGACCUUGUCGAGCAUCCUUCAGGGAUUGUCCCAACUCUCCAGAAUAUUGUGUCCACUGUGAACUUGGAUUGCAAAUUGGACCUCAAAGCUAUAGCUCUCCAGGCGAGGAAUGCAGAGUACAACCCCAAGCGAUUUGCCGCUGUUAUCAUGCGAAUUAGAGAACCGAAGACAACCGCAUUAAUCUUUGCAUCCGGUAAAAUGGUUUGCACUGGAGCCAAGAGUGAAUACUUUUCAAAGAUGGCUGCAAGAAAGUAUGCUAGGAUUGUCCAAAAGCUUGGAUUUCCGGCAAAAUUUAAGGAUUUCAAGAUACAGAAUAUUGUAGGUUCUUGUGAUGUCAAGUUCCCUAUAAGACUUGAAGGUCUUGCAUACUCUCACGCCGCUUUCUCAAGUUACGAGCCUGAGCUGUUUCCAGGGCUGAUCUACAGAAUGAAAGUACCAAAGAUUGUGCUACUAAUAUUUGUGUCUGGGAAGAUAGUCAUCACUGGAGCCAAGAUGAGAGAGGAGACCUACAAGGCCUUUGAGAAUAUAUACCCGGUCCUCACAGAGUUCAGGAAGAUUCAGCAAUAG